This is a messenger RNA of Triticum dicoccoides, 2530 nucleotides long. Its product is annotated as beta-fructofuranosidase, insoluble isoenzyme 4-like. Gene Ontology annotation, molecular function: hydrolase activity, hydrolyzing O-glycosyl compounds. NCBI's taxonomy places the organism in Eukaryota, Viridiplantae, Streptophyta, Magnoliopsida, Poales, Poaceae. The coding region runs from base 912 to 2381 and encodes 489 amino acids. The record is from RefSeq and is a predicted model, not a curated record. The transcript is spliced from 7 exons. Gene Ontology annotation, biological process: carbohydrate metabolic process.
GCAUCCUGCACUUACCCAUUUAGAACCCACAUUGACAUAUUGGAAUUGUUACCUGUACCCCAUUUCAUAGUGGUUAGCUUUCUUUUAUUUCUCAUGAAAAUGUUUUUUUCCUUCAAUUCAGGCACAACAAGUGUGGCAUCAUGUUGCAUAUUAUUCACACAUGAAUCAUGACCUUGUGUGAAGAGUCUGCUUCUGGAUCCUGAGGGUAAAAGUGCGUGUGUGUGUGUGUGUGUGUUUGCGGCGAAAAAGCCACAGAGGAGAUCAAAAUUUCCUGAUUAGUUAUGACCAUCUUCCAUUCCUCACACCGUACUACUAAUUAAUCGCCUAUACUACGAUACAAUCAUACAAGUGCCUGGAUCAUAGAAGCAACCUACUCUGAGGGACUAGAAAAGAUUUAAGAUAGCCCAAUCAACUCCAAGCAGAAAAAAAAAGCUGGUUCAAAUUUUAUUUUCUAUACCAUCCUCUUCUGCAGUAGUAGCCUAGGAACACAUCCUUAUUUAAAAAUAAAGAUUUAACCCCCAUCACAUGGAACUGACAGUGGUUCUCUGCUUCCAUGAUGAUACUGCUAAACAUCAAGGAUCAGACCGAAAAACGAGCGCCAAGUGGCAAUAGAAAACUGCACACCCAUCCGAACCCCAUUUCCACCAUCAGAAAAAAUCGUCUCUGAAAGAGACAUUUUGAAACCUCCUCUGAAUUCUCUGAAAGAGACCCAUUUCUCCCAGCAGCAAACAAUGGCUGGCAUUUUAAAUCCUGCCUGGACGGCUGGACCAGUCAUGACUUGCGUGCCUCUGCUCGCCCAGACCCCAGAGGUCGUAAACAACGGGCUAACAAAGUCUUCUCGCCCCAUUUCACAUCCCCAUCUGAAGAACUAGUCUCCUCUGUCCUCUCCUUCCUCCCCCUCUUUGUCCCCCAUGGCCCAAUCCUGGGCCUCCUUCCUCCUCCUUGCUCUCCUCUCCUCCAGCCUCCUCGUCCGCGGCAGCAAUGGGGAGAGGGUCUUCCUCUACCCGCAGUCCCAGAAGGUCUCCUCCAUCGUCAGCCAGCGGUACCGCACCGCCUACCACUUCCAGCCCCCCAAGAACUGGAUCAACGAUCCAAAUGGGCCAAUGUACUACAACGGCAUCUACCACGAGUUCUACCAGUAUAACCCCAAUGGCUCCGUAUGGGGUAACAUAGUUUGGGGCCAUUCGGUUUCGACAGACCUCAUCAACUGGAUCCCACUUGAAACAGCAAUAGAGCGGGACACCCCGAGCGACAUAAAUGGUUGCUGGACCGGCUCAGCCACAAUUCUCCCCGGUAACCGACUGGUCAUCAUAUACACCGGUGCCGACCCGGAGAAGCGUCAGGUCCAAAACAUUGUGGUUCCAAAAAACCUGUCUGACCCGUACCUGAGAGAAUGGACCAAAGCCGGAAAUAACCCGGUGAUCCAACCGGUCGGUCCGGGCUUGAACUCGGGCCAGUUCAGGGACCCGACAACCGGUUGGAUCGGACCUGAUGGGCUGUGGAGGAUAGCAGUUGGUGCUGAGCUCAACGGCGACAGUGCUGCACUUUUGUACAAGAGCAAAGACUUUCUGAACUGGACUAGAGUUGACCACCCACUGUAUUCAUCCAAUUCCUCCUCUAUGUGGGAGUGCCCGGAUUUCUUCGCGGUAUUGCCGGGCAAUAACGGCGGACUGGACCUGUCUGCAGCGAUCCCGAAUGGUGCCAAGCAUGUCCUCAAGAUGAGCCUGGAUUCCUGUGACAAGUACAUGAUUGGGGUUUAUGAUCUGAAAAGUGACACCUUUAUUCCAGAUACUGUCCUAGAUGACCGGCGGCUAUGGUCGAGGAUCGAUUAUGGUAAUUUCUAUGCCUCAAAGUCGUUUUUUGACUCGAAGAAGGGCAGGAGGAUCAUAUGGGGUUGGACUAACGAGACAGAUAGUUCUUCGGACGAUGUUGCAAAAGGUUGGGCAGGAAUCCAUGCAAUUCCUAGGACGAUUUGGUUAGACAGCCAUGGCAAGCAGCUGCUGCAAUGGCCAGUUGAAGAGGUCGAGUCCCUUCGAGGAAAUGAAAUCAACCAUCAAGGACUAGAGCUGAAGAAGGGAGGUCUGUUUGAGAUUAAGGGAGCUGACAGUUUCCAGGCUGAUGUGGAGAUAGACUUUGAGCUGACGUCCAUCGAUAACGCCGAUCCUUUCGAUCCCUCCUGGCUUUUGGACGUCGAGAAGCAUUGCCGGGAAGCGGGUGCAUCAGUCAGUGGUGGCAUAGGGCCAUUUGGACUUGUUGUCCUGGCCUCUGACAACAUGGAGGAGCACACUGCUGUGCACUUCCGGGUGUACAAGUCAGAGCACAAAUACAUGAUACUCAUGUGCUCUGAUCUAAGAAGGUCAGUGCGUAUGGUUCUUCGCUGAGACGGACUAUUAUGAACUGAGUUCAAGGAAGGAUAGUAUGCAAGCCCUCGUCGUAAAGCAUUGCAACACCGCAUAUGUUUCAGAAGCAUAACUCUUGUUGCAGAACUGAGUUCAAGGAAGGAUAGUAUGUGAGUCCUCGAUUAGACGCG